Ziziphus jujuba (common jujube) is the source of this 3104-nucleotide messenger RNA. Its product is annotated as alpha-xylosidase 1. The record is from RefSeq and is a predicted model, not a curated record. NCBI's taxonomy places the organism in Eukaryota, Viridiplantae, Streptophyta, Magnoliopsida, Rosales, Rhamnaceae. Bases 72 to 2885 code for a protein of 937 amino acids. Gene Ontology annotation, biological process: carbohydrate metabolic process. The transcript is spliced from 3 exons. Gene Ontology annotation, molecular function: carbohydrate binding; hydrolase activity, hydrolyzing O-glycosyl compounds.
CCAACAGUCCACCCUGAGUUUCUCUCUGUUCUUCUCUCACUCACUCACUCACUUACACAGGGCAGUGAGCGAUGUUUCUCUCAACUCCGAUACCUUGCUUUUCUUCUUCUUUCUCUGUUAUUCUUCUAGCUUUGCUUCUGUGUUUCUCUGCUGUAAACUCUGCCUCCAAUGGAGCAACAACUAAGAUAGGCGAAGGCUACCGUUUGAUCUCAGUCGAAGAAACCCAUGAUGGUGGACUUGUGGGUCAUCUCCAAAUCAAGAACGGUAACAAAAUCUACGGUCCUGAUAUCCCACACUUGCAGCUCUUCGUCAAGCAUGAGACUCAGGACCGUUUGAGGAUCCAUAUCACUGAUGCUCAGAAACAGAGAUGGGAGGUUCCGUACAACCUUUUGCCCAGAGAACAGCCUCCGCCAUUGAAGCAGACUCUAAUGAGGUCAAGGAAGAACCCCACAGCAGUCUCUCAGUACUCUGAGUACUCUGGUUCUGAGUUAGCAUUCAGCUACGUCGCAGAUCCAUUUGGGUUUGCGGUGAAGAGGAAAUCUGAUGGUCAAGUGCUUUUCAAUUCAAGCGCUGAGCAAUCAGACCCAUUUUGUAAUUUGGUGUUUAAGGACCAGUAUCUUGAGAUUUCCACCAGAUUGCCCAAAGAUGCUUCAUUGUACGGUCUUGGAGAGAAUACACAACCACAUGGGAUCAAAUUGUACCCAAAUGAUCCAUACACUUUGUAUACAACUGAUGUAUCGGCUAUUAAUCUUAAUACUGAUCUUUAUGGGUCUCACCCAGUUUAUAUGGAUCUUAGAAAUGUGGGAGGCAAGGCUUAUGCACACGCAGUUUUGUUGCUCAACAGCAAUGGGAUGGAUGUGUUUUAUAGAGGCGAUUCUUUAACAUACAAGGUUAUUGGGGGUGUUUUCGAUUUUUACUUCUUUGCAGGUCCAACUCCUCUCAAUGUUGUUAAUCAGUACACUUCGUUCAUCGGCAGACCAGCUCCUAUGCCCUACUGGUCUUUUGGAUUCCAUCAGUGCAGAUGGGGAUACCAUAAUCUGUCAGUUGUUGAAGAUGUUGUUGCAAACUACCAAAAGGCUCAGAUUCCACUGGAUGUGAUUUGGAACGAUGAUGAUCAUAUGGAUGGACAUAAGGAUUUCACCCUCAACCCUGUAGCCUAUCCUCGGCCAAAGCUCUUGGCAUUCCUAGAAAAAAUACAUAACAUAGGCAUGAAGUACAUUGUCAUUAUUGAUCCUGGAAUUGCGGUUAAUUCCAGUUAUGGUGUUUACCAACGGGCUAUUGCUAAUGAUGUUUUCAUCAAGUACGAUGGUGAACCCUUCUUGGCUCAAGUUUGGCCUGGGGCAGUGAACUUCCCGGACUUCCUUAACCCCAAAACUGUUUCAUGGUGGGGCGAUGAGAUCCGCCGCUUUCAUGAACUUGUCCCUGUUGAUGGCCUAUGGAUUGACAUGAAUGAAGCUUCAAAUUUCUGUUCCGGUAAGUGCACAAUCCCGAAGGGUAAGCAGUGUCCUAGUGGAACAGGACCUGGGUGGAUAUGUUGCUUGGACUGCAAGAAUAUUACAAGCUCGAGAUGGGAUGAUCCACCAUACAAAAUAAAUGCUUCAGGAUUGCAGGUGCCUAUAGGAUUCAAAACCAUAGCCACUAGUGCAGUUCACUACAAUGGUGUUUUGGAGUAUGAUGCUCACAGUCUGUAUGGUUUCUCUCAAUCCAUUGCAACUCACAAGGCUCUUCAAGGGCUCGAGGGCAAGCGGCCAUUUAUAUUAUCCCGCUCCACUUUUGUUGGUUCGGGCAAAUAUGCCGCACAUUGGACGGGUGAUAACCAGGGCACCUGGAAUGAUUUGAAGUACUCAAUUUCUACUAUGCUCAAUUUUGGUAUAUUUGGGGUCCCAAUGGUUGGUUCAGAUAUAUGUGGAUUCUACCCAGCUCCUACAGAAGAACUUUGCAACCGUUGGAUUGAAGUAGGUGCAUUCUAUCCCUUCUCAAGGGAUCAUGCAAACUACUACUCCCCAAGACAGGAGCUUUAUCAAUGGGAGUCAGUCGCUCAGUCUGCAAGGAAUGCUCUAGGAUUGAGGUAUAAGCUCCUUCCUUAUUUGUACACAUUGAAUUACGAGGCUCAUAUUAGUGGCGCCCCAAUCGCCAGGCCACUAUUCUUCUCAUUCCCGUCUUACACCGAAACCUAUGGUUUGAGUACUCAGUUUUUGCUUGGGAGCAGUGUCAUGGUGUCUCCUGUUCUCGAGCAGGGGAAAUCACAAGUUAAAGCACUGUUCCCCCCUGGUUCAUGGUACAGUUUGUUUGAUUUGACUCAGGCUGUUGUCUCAAAAGGGAGCUAUGUCACGCUUGAUGCACCUUUGCAUGUGGUGAAUGUGCAUUUGUACCAGAACACCAUUUUACCAAUGCAGCAGGGUGGAUUGUUAUCCAAGGAAGCUAGAAAGACCCCUUUUAACCUCAUAGUAAGCUUCCCCUCUGGGGCUAGCGAAGGAAAAGCAAGCGGGAAUCUGUACCUCGAUGAGGAUGAGCUUCCCGAAAUGAAGCUUGGAAAUGGCUACUCCACGUACAUUGAUUUCUAUGCUACUGUAAGUCAAGGAAAAGUGAAAGUGUGGUCUGAAGUUCAGGAGGGCAAGUUUGCUUUGGGUAAGGGUUGGAUUAUUGAGAAGGUGACGGUGCUGGGAUUAGGUGGAAGUGGCGGAGAUGCUUCUUCACUUUCAAUUGACGGAGUACAGGCAACUGCCUUAUCGAAUGUAACGAUGAGUUCAACAACGCAUAAGCAACUGGAGGAGGUGGAGGAAGGAGGAGGCAAGAGCAAGAGUGUAAUGGUAGAGAUUCAUGGUUUGUCAUUAAAGGUAGGAAAAAACUUUGCCGUUUCAUGGAACAUGGGAAUCAAAGUUUGAGGUCAGAGGGGUCUCUUGCUGGGAUUUUGGACUAAUUGUCUAGGUCCUUUUAAUUUAGUUUUCUUCCCCAUUUUCGAAUUUAUGUAUUUUUAUUUUUAUUUUUUGUUUUUUUGGUUGUUUGAUGUCAAAGGUUCUUGGUGGAGAGGAGAUGAGCUAAUCAUAUGUUCAUCCUUUUCCAUGGAAACUAAUGAAGAAGAGUGAGGGUUUGGCGUUUUUAUA